GGGUUAUGUUUGGAGGCGUUACUAAUUUACCAUCAUCAGAGGAAUCAGUUCUGAGGCCUGAGUUACACUCACGUGUAGAGUUUCCUGCUAAAAUGAAUCCGCGGCUACUUGCCUGUGUUGUGUUGGUGUCCCUGCUAUAUGUCACCCCUUUUAAUUGCCAGCCUGUACUUCUGCCCAACUAUAAAAUUUCCCUGUAUAACAACUCCCUAAGGCUCUCGACAGCGCUGUGGCUUCUCCCUGCGUAUUGUUUAUAUGAAGAAUGGCUAUUUAACACUGUUGAUCCCUCUGUGGCUGUCAAGCAGAAAUCAAGCAUCCUAGUGCAAGUACAGAUCCCAGGGGACAAUAAUACAUACAUUGUUCCGGGGGACUAUGAGGUGCCACAGUGCAGACCCAUUUUUAAUCCACUUCAAGCAACAGAACCAUUUGUGUAUCAGGUCGGCCCAAACAUUGAACUGGCUAACGGAAGCAGUGUCCAAACAGUUCUCCCAAGUCGCAGUUACAGGAUCCGCUAUGUGCUCUAUAAUGAUGCCAACACACAGAUUGCUAUUACCAACUGGUCUCAGCCUUUUCAAACUCAUGACAUUCCUCCAGCUCCUCGGGACAUGAAUCUCUGGCUGCAAGGCCGCUCUGGGGGAAUGGUGGUUAUUACUGUCCUCCUCAGCAUAUCCAUGUUCUGCCUGCUGGUCGGACUUGCUCUCGUCCUCGGGGUUAAACAACCGUAGGCUGGGAGGCUGUGUGUCUCCAUCCCGGCUGUCUGUUCAGCAACAGGGGCUGCAUCUGUGGGGCUGAAAUGAUAUUCCAUUUGGGUCGUGCUUUUUAUAUAUGUACUGUUAUUAUGCAAUAAAAGAGAAAACGUUUUA
Molecule: messenger RNA, 860 nt
Organism: Xenopus tropicalis (tropical clawed frog)
Lineage: Eukaryota; Metazoa; Chordata; Amphibia; Anura; Pipidae
Exons: 5
Coding region: 6-722 (238 amino acids)
Source: RefSeq, a predicted model, not a curated record